This is a messenger RNA of Maniola jurtina (meadow brown), 2506 nucleotides long. RefSeq names its product gastrula zinc finger protein XlCGF57.1-like. NCBI's taxonomy places the organism in Eukaryota, Metazoa, Arthropoda, Insecta, Lepidoptera, Nymphalidae. The record is from RefSeq and is a predicted model, not a curated record. The transcript has 3 exons. Gene Ontology annotation, biological process: regulation of immune system process; regulation of cytokine production; negative regulation of transcription by RNA polymerase II. The coding region runs from base 405 to 2183 and encodes 592 amino acids.
AGAAAAAACCAGCAGCCAGCAGUUGUGAAAACAAGGUGAAAAAUGCGAAAAAUGGGAAAUAUUUAACAAAAUUUGAUAGAAAGAUAUGAAAUCGAAGAAAAGUCUAAUUGUGAUUAUUGCAUUAGUGAAAUAUUUACAGAACAGCCACGUUCGAGUUCGCCGUUGGUCUGAAUCGUUGCAUUGAUUUAUUGUGGAAUGCAACUGCACCUUACGAUUUAGCGUCUUGCACGCUUCAUGCAUUUUUCUUUCGGCGUUUCACAAAUCACAUCGGUCUAUACAUGCAUGCUCUGCAAAGAGGGCUGACUCAUGUUCGUUAUAAAUUGUGUAUUUGUUUGAUUAACGGGAGUAUAUAAUAGAACUCGUGUCAUGAGUUGAACGAAAAAAAAAAAUCAUUUCAAGUCAAGAUGGAUGAACAACCCAGCAACUCUAUACUUUAUACUGGCGUCAUAGUUCCCAAGGAAGAAAAAUUAGAAAGCCUUAUUGAACCUAAGAAGGAAAUAACGGAAGAAUUUUUAAUACCUAAGGAGGAAAUAAUAGAACAUGAACCAAACAAGGAAAUAUUAGGGCCUUUAAUACCGAAGGAGGAAACAGCCCCUGUAAUACCGAAAAAAGAAACAGAAGUUCUUAUAGUUCCGAAGGAGGAAAUAAUACAAGUGGAGAUAACCUUUGAAAAUGACAAUACUGACUAUAUUAUACCCGAAGAACCAUCCACAUCUAAGCAACAUGUAGAAAAUUUGAAUAAACAAAAUGAAGCCAAUUAUCUGUUCACAGACGAAACGGAACCACCCUUUAUUGAUUUUACUAUACGCAGACGACUUAGCAAUCACGGGCAAAUUAUAUCGGACACCGCUGCCUGUUCAACAUAUGGCUCCCCUUCGCCAACGCUAUGGCAGACCCAAUGCAGUAAAGCUGCAAAGAAAAAGGAACUCCUCUCUUGCGAAAUUUGCGAGAAAAAAUGCCCACCUCCGCCUAAGAAACGUAGGCAGGCUCGACGCGAUAGAUCUGCUACGAAACAAAAACUUCAUUCUUGCCACGUCUGCGGAAAACAAUAUCAAUACAAAAGUGCUUUAGAUAGACACAUGAGGGUGCACACUGGCGAAAAACCAUUUUCCUGCGACCUAUGCCCUGCUAAGUUCGCCCAAAAAAACCACGUAGUCUCCCAUUUAAUCUCUCACACUGGUGAAAAACCGUUCAUUUGCCAAACAUGUCAGGCUAAAUUUGCAACAAAACAGCAUUUAAUCAUUCACACGAGAAAUCACACUGGUGAGAAACCCUUCAUUUGCGACCAGUGUCAGGCGAAAUUUUCACGAAAAACCAAUUUGGUCACGCACAUGAAGACACACACUGGUGAGAAACUUCAGUCAUGUGAGAUAUGUCAGGCUAAAUUCACACAACAAAAAACCCUGACUGCUCAUAUGAGGAUACACAUACGUGAGAAACCUUAUGAUCAGGAUAAUACACAAAAAUGUACUUUAAAUACUAACAUGAGAUAUCACACUGGUGAAAAUUCUUGUUCUUGCGAUCAAUGUCAGGCGCAAUUUGCUCAAAAAUGUUCUCUUAAUGCUCUUAUGAGGACUCACACUAGCGAUUAUUCUUGCGAAUUUUGUCAAAAGAGUUUCACACAAAAAUGUGAUUUAGAUAUUCAUACCAAGACUCACACUGGUGAAAAACCGUACAGCUGUGAAAUAUGCGAGGCCAAAUUUUCGAGGAGAGACAAAUUUUUCACUCAUAUGAGGGUACACACUGGUGAAAAACCUUUUGCGUGUAAAAUAUGUGACGCUAAAUUCUGUAGAAAAGACCAUUUCACUACUCACAUGAAAAUUCACAGUGGAGUGAAACCUUUUGCAUGCAACACAUGUGAAGCAAAAUUUUCAAGAAAAGACCAUUUCACAACGCAUAUGAGAACUCAUACUGGUGAGAAACCGUUCACUUGUGAAAUAUGUAAUUCAAAAUUUUCGAGAAAAGACUAUUUCUCCACUCACAUGAGGAUUCACACUGGUGAAAAGCCAUUUUCGUGUGAUAUUUGUGAAGCUAAAUUUUCAAGGAAAGCUUAUUUCCACAGUCAUAUGCGAACUCACAAUGGACAAAGACGUUAUUCGUGUGAAAUGUGUCCGGCUAAAUUUUCUAGAAAAGACCUAUUAACUUGUCAUAAUAUGAGGACUCACACUGAUAAAAAACCUUAAUCUUGGAAUUGCGUCGUCGCAUAAUUGAGAGAUCCUUCCAAAACAUGCGCGAGGACACCCAUCAGCCUGUAUGCGUCCUCAGCUGGACGUAGGCCUUCCCAAGAGCGCGCCACCAAAACCGGUCCUCCGCCUUUCCACCCGCUCCUCGCCAUCUUCAGGUCAUCGGUCUAGCGGGCUGGAGGUCGUCCCACACUGCGCUUACCGGUACGCGGUCUCCACUCAGGAACACGUCUGCCCCCAUCUGCCGUACUACGACAGACAUGACCUGCCCAUUGCCACUUCAGCUUGCUAAUUCUUUGAGCUAUGUCGGUCGCUUUUGUUCU